Messenger RNA from Eimeria necatrix, 1133 nucleotides. RefSeq lists its product as hypothetical. Lineage: Eukaryota; Apicomplexa; Conoidasida; Eucoccidiorida; Eimeriidae. The transcript has a single exon. The record is from RefSeq and is a predicted model, not a curated record. The annotation marks the transcript as partial.
AUGGAUUUGGCAUCUAGGGUAGACCCCGAGGUAUAUCUAAAGGAUAGCCAUGCUUUGCGCCCGUGCGAGCCUUCUGAUGGACGCGCUCACGCAGAAAAACAACUCUGUGUUGAUGAGCCCAUACAUAGCUCGAAAGAUGCGCGUGGCGUUUCGGCAAGGCCGCACAAAAAGGAAACGAAAGCCUUCCGCGUCUCAGUGUGGCUGAUACUCGCUUACCUUGUAGGUUUUUCUGUGUUGCUUUCACACUGCCAGAACACACAAUGGAACACAGUGAAUGAGGGCGCGUCAAUACGUCUCCUUGCAGAUCACAGUAGCCACGGGAGAUCUGGGCGCCCGCAGAACCCCUUCUACGUGGAAGGUGAUUUGACUUUUCUUGGGCCAGAGGAACUAGCAUGGCUUUGCUCUGAAGUCGGAAGCUGGGCCCCAGCAACAGCGCGCACAACCGACGGCGCGGAGACAUCACCGUUGGUGGCUGCCAGCACUUCCAAAUCAGAAGAAGGGAACUUGCAGGCAGAGAGCGUGCAAGCCUCGACUAACCUGCACUCACCUUUUGUAGGCAAGCAGGCACCGUCUAUGCUUGAUCUGGAUGAUUCCGCGUGGAACCCAGCUUACUCUAACUCUGAAAUUAGCGUGGAGCAACUGGAGAGCGGAGAAGUACUUGAACAUGGAGAUGGUCUUUCUGCAGGGUCAGCUCCAGCAUCUCAUGUUCCCCGUUCGCAAGUGCAAACAAAUGUUUUUCAUUCCGUCUCUCAGCCUUCUUCCUCGUCACCUUCUUUUGCAGUUGCUGAAGGGCCAGAGGCAAAUUUUCCUUCCAUCGCAGAAGGAGAAACUCAAGAAACACGAUGGGUUGACCUACAAACGCGGAGCUCCCAAGAAAGCCACACAAUCGACAAUGCGGCGAAUGCAUCACCUACUGGGAACAAUAUCAUGCCUAAAGAAGGGAUUCUGGGGGAAAGCACCAUGCAAGUGUCGACCAAUCUGCACGCCCCUGUUCUAGGUGGACCGGCGCCCUUUAUGCUCGGUAUAGAUGCUUCUGGGCUAGACCCAGCAUAUUCUGCCUCUAACUCUGAAAUUAGUGUGGAGCAACUGGAGAGCGGAGAAGUACUUGAAUAUGGAGAUGGUCUUUCUGCAGG